Stegodyphus dumicola is the source of this 3532-nucleotide messenger RNA. RefSeq names its product Ig-like and fibronectin type-III domain-containing protein 1. Gene Ontology annotation, molecular function: protein binding. Lineage: Eukaryota; Metazoa; Arthropoda; Arachnida; Araneae; Eresidae. The record is from RefSeq and is a predicted model, not a curated record.
GCAGAAAAACACAAGUUGCCGUUGCUGCAGCCUGCUCGGAUUUCCAACCACCUGUGUUGAUAGCAGUGUGUGAAGCAUAAUAUCAAAUUCAAUUAGUCGUCCCGAUUUGGAUUAUAUAUAGAAUAUCGGCUGCAACUCAGAUGGGUGCAGAUCAUUGACUGUUGUGGGCGAAAUAUCUGCAUGGAACUCCAAGCAGCACAUGCUUCCCGAAUCGUGAUAUUUAUCUUUUUACUAAUCACUUGCUACGUAUUUCUUGCCAAAGGUGCUCCUACAUUAGAAGCGACCCCUCUAGAGCCCCUGCUGGCAGUGGCUGGGGAUGCUGUUCUUAUAGACUGCGUAGUCAAAAAUCUGCAAAAUUAUACGAUAAUAUGGAGAAGAGUCGUUCCAGGCUCAAACAAAACAGAAAUUUUAAGCGCAGGUGAAGUCCGUAUCAUACCUGAUUCCAGGUUUUCUCUGCUGCACCAAAAAGGCCAUGAAACAUGGGUGCUGCAGAUACAAAAAGCACAAGUGAAUGAUUCGGGAAGAUAUAUCUGCGAGGUGAACACAAAUCCCAGAAUGCAGAUAUACCGACUUCUUUCGGUAGUAGAAAGGAUACCUAGUAAUAAUAAAGCAUUUCCUGUGGAUCAUAAUUAUACGAAUUGCUGUGUGAAAAAUGGAGUGCCAACAUUUUGUCGAGAAUUCUGCAGCUUACAAUCUGUGAUAAUGGGCGGCCAAUCCAAUCCUUGGCAAUGCAUGGACCAUUUACCAAAAAUAACAAAGUGUCUUACAGAUGGACGCAACCACACUCCUUGUUGUGUAAAACAGAAUAUUCCAGAAGUCUGCCGAUCGGUGUGUUCCGGAAAUUACGCAUUGACCACUGUUCGGCAGCAUUACUCCUGCAUGGAUUACACAGUGCCAACGUUAUCCUGUAUUGCUGAAGGAAUAGAGUUACUACCAGGCCCGCCUCAAGAAGUAACCGUCGAAGCUAUUUCAGACUCUGAAUUGAAAAUAAAAUGGAUGCCACCACUUCAAGAUAUACCUGUAGAGAAGUAUCAUAUUAAUCUUACGUUGGUUAAAGAACUAAGCGAUUUACAAGAACUGGAAUCGGGAAUGGUUGAUCAGAAAAAAGUCAAUAAAAUGCAGAAAAGUGGAUCACCAAAUUCAGUGAAAACUUUCAUGACUGUUCUUGUUGAUGGCAACAAAACUAGUUAUGUUGCAAGUGGUCUACAGCCAGUAACGAUGUAUGAAAUCCAAAUAACAUCCGAAAAUUCUCAUGGUAAAAGUAUGCCGACGAAUGCUGUACGUGCUAUUACUUUAGCUUCACCCAACCAGGAUUCAGAACCUUCUGGUGCAAAUGAAACUUAUUUUGCCCACUUGCCAAAUAUUACAAAAUGCUGCCAAGAGAAAGGUGUACCAGAAGGUAAAUGUUUGAGGAGUUUGUGCGAUCCUGCUGAUGAUGAAGACACAAGGCUAUCCGACGUUCUAAUGUGUGCGCCUUUUGUAAAUAUCACAUUUGAAUGCAUGGCAGGCGGCGCCGAUCAUAGCCAGUGCUGCCAUCAAAGAGGCUUACCUGAAGUUUGCUUAGAUUUUUGUAGAGGUAAUGUCACGCAACUGGAUUAUCGCCAUUUUGUUUGCCUCGAUCACAUAGACAUCUACGGUAACUGCUUGUUGGAAUAUUACAAAGUACUACCAGGUCCUCCAGAACAAUUCCUGGUGUCCAUGGUUCACUCCCGUUGGGCUGUGCUCAAGUGGAGCCCACCAAGCUUUCUACCUCAAACAGUCCUAAAUUACGUCUUGUAUUGGAAGGAAGUGGCAAUGGAUGAAAUCAUCGAAUAUAAUGUGGUCAACGAUGUGAAAUCCCCCCACCUGUUGGACAACUUGCAACCAAAAACAAGAUACGAGGUAUACGUCGCAGCUAAGAAUGCUUUCGGUUUGAGCAGAGGAUCUGUACGAGCUGUCUUUACGACUUCUCCGGAAGUGGAUCCAGUGCAAAAGGCUAUUGAUGAGAUUCCCGUAUACAACGAAACUGCAUGUUGCGAAAAGGCUGGACUGAAAAAAAUAUGUUUCGGUCUUUGCACCUACAACAUGAAAAUGGCUGACCUGCAAAGUUUCGCUAUAAUGUGCAGUGAUCAGUUGGAAAUCUUAGUGCGAUGUGGAGCAGGGGGUCGUGAUCAUGCGCCUUGCUGUCAACGUAGAGCAGUCCGAUGGGAGUGCAUUCCUAUUUGUUCUGGUAUCUUUGAUAUGUCUCCACAAGCUCUUGUCACCACCUGCAUGUCAGAUACAGGAAAUAUUAUUCAGUGCAUGGCUGAAGGAACUGAAAUUUUACCACCACCACCAGAAGAUUUACGUGCGAUAAGCAUUUUACCGACGAGGAUACUUGUGAAAUGGAAUUUCCAUAACACGACGCCAGACAUCGUGUGGUUCGAAGUACGCCACAGUGAAUUGAAAAACGACAGAUUGCCUCCUCAUCCUCUAGAAUAUGACUUUAUGAAAAAUACAUCAGAUACGGAAUUGGAAAUAACACGGCUGAAGAAUAAUACACAUUACUCCAUCUUCGUUUCAGCUUUGAAUAAGCAUGGUUCUUCUUUGCCAUCUCUUAUGCUAAUAGUUCAUACGCCUGGCAGGGAUGAAAUUUAUAAUGAGACAGUAAUAGGAACUCUAAGUCCGCCACAUUCUCUAGAAGUGAUUCAUCAAACAAUGGACUACGUAUCUUUGAAAUGGCAAGCACCUUUUCAUGUGCCAGCCAGUUCUUCUCUCAGCUAUAUCGUUCUCUACCAACCAGCCAAUGCUAGCCGAGAAAUAGAAGAUUCUCCUUUCCGCCAGGCUACUGUUAAUAACUACAUCACACUAGAUAAUCUCACUGUAAAUACCCAAUAUGCCAUCGCAGUCAGAGCCAGAUCUAGACAUGAAGAAAGUCCUUUGUCUGAAAUUAUCUUGGCUUGGACAGAUCCUGCUAUUCCAGCCUUUCUCAAUCCUCCGGUAGUUGUACCUCCAGAGACAAUAGUCGAAGGCGCUAAUGUGACUCUUUUGUGCGUAGCAACGGGUAUGCCCGUUCCUACAGUAUCAUUAUUCCUAAACGGAGAGCUUAUGGUUCAACAGCAGCAGAGUCAUGUAGCUCUUGUUGUUCCCAAUAUUCAACAUAAUAUAACAAAAGUAGAAUGUUUUGCAGAUAAUGGACUUGGCCAAGGUGCUCAAAGCUCGACGUCACUGGAAGUGCAUUUCAAGCCUCAUGCUGAAGCAUUAGAUAAGCGAAUUCCUGCAGAAGAAGGAAGCUCAGCAACAGUUAGAUGUCUAGUUUCAGGGCAUCCUGAGCCGCGAGUUCUCUGGUACAAAGACAGCAAAUCGAGAGAUCCUUUAACUAAAGGUCCUGAAUAUGAUUUGGCCAUGAAACCUUAUAAUCAAAAAUUAUAUACAUAUCUUGCAACACUCACGAUACCUCAAGUGACAACUGUUCACGAAGGACAAUAUUUCUGUUACGCUGAAAACCAAUAUGGAUAUGACCGAGUAUUUGUAAACUUGGAUGUUUUACCAAAACUUUACAGUAAUGCCUCUG